Molecule: messenger RNA, 3094 nt
Organism: Choloepus didactylus (southern two-toed sloth)
Lineage: Eukaryota; Metazoa; Chordata; Mammalia; Pilosa; Megalonychidae
Gene: ZCCHC10
Product: zinc finger CCHC-type containing 10
Exons: 4
Coding region: 18-530 (170 amino acids)
Molecular function (GO): zinc ion binding; nucleic acid binding
Source: RefSeq, a predicted model, not a curated record
UCCGGAACUGCGCUAAGAUGGCGACUCCCAUGCACCGUCUCAUAGCGCGGAGACAGGCGGAAGCAAAUAAGCAACAUGUAAGAUGUCAGAAAUGCUUAGAAUUUGGACACUGGACUUACGAAUGCACAGGAAAAAGGAAAUACCUACACAGGCCUUCAAGAACAGCAGAACUAAAGAAAGCUUUAAAAGAAAAAGAAAACAGAUUAUUAUUACAGCAAAGCAUUGGAGAAACUAAUAUAGAAAAAAAGAACAAGAAAAAAAGGUCUAAGAGUGUAACCAGUUCCAGUACCAAUAGCAGUGACAGUUCAGCCAGUGAUUCUUCAUCAGAAAGUGAAGGAACAUCUACCUCAUCCUCCUCAGAGGAUAGUGACACUGACGAAAGCUCUUCUAGUCCGUCAUCUUCAGCUUCCUCCACAAGCUCUUCCUCCUCCUCUGAUUCAGACUCAGAUUCCAGCUCCUCCAGUAGCAGUACCACCAGCACAGAUAGCAGCUCUGAGGAUGAACCACCAAAGAAGAGGAAAAAGAAAUAGAACUGCUCCAUCCAUAUUGGACUUAUGGACUGAAAGCAUUAAAGUGAUUCUCUAAAGGGGAUUUAAAAUAUGUUAAGGCCAAGAAGGGUAACUGGUCAAACUUUCUAGAGUUUUAAAGUUUCUAAAUGUUUUACAUUGUAAGAGCAUCAUAAAAAGUAUUAAUAAUGGAUUACAUAUAUAAAGACUUUUAAGGGGAAUUUGUUUUGCUUUUUUAUCUUUAAAAUAUAUCUCUAAAAUCAAAACUGAAAUCCAGUAAAUCUGUUUUUGUGAUGAAACUUACCUUUUUUUCCCCUGUGAAGUAAAGGCCAUAUUUUGUUAUAUGUUAAUGGUAUGUAUUUAUCAGACAUGUUUUCAGAAUAAUGCAUCAGAAUAUCAGACAAUGAAUUUCUAAUGCUUUUGGCUAUGUGUUAUUCUAUAAGAUUUAAUACCUUGCUAUUGUAAGGUUAUGAGUUUUCCUACAGUUGAUAAAUGUGCUCUAUUUUUAUGUUUACAUUCAGAAAGUUUUUCUGACUUCUUGUCCUAAAUGAAAAGUUCAAGGAACUUAUUAUAUAUUUACACCUUUGGAAUGGUACAAGUUUUACAUUGCUUGUUGCAUCAUUCAUUAUCUUGUGGUUCCUUAUAUUCUCAGAGUCACACUUGUCUGAGGGAAAUCAUUCUAGAGGAACCUCAAAAGGGGCAAAAAAUUGGAAACUACUUAGGAGUCUAAUCUUGGUGCCUUUUGAUAAAUUCCCCAUAUCAUAAAAGAAAGCAACCAUGUAUAAAGCUAUCUUAAGUAAAAGUGAUAUAAAUAUCUUUGAGUAAUGGCAUGCUAUAAAUGGAACCAUUUGAAGGAGAAAAGAGGUAGGAGGAAGAGGUGAUUUUUGCAGAAGAUUAUGGCAGUGUUGGUUGUCUUUUAUUAAAAAGGUUUUUUUUUUGCCUUUCAUAAAGAUUGCCUUUUGCCAUUUCUGCAAUUACUGUAUGACAGUGUAUAUGGUAACUGGUCACAUGACAGUCUACUGCAUAAAUAUGAAUGACUUGGAUUAAAUCUUGUGUGGUUACAUAGCAUAUACACAAUUGAAAUCUCACAUAAAAAUCAGGUUUAAAAGGAAAUACUGCACAAUGUUUCUUAAAAGUAAAAUACUUUGUGGUGAUGAGACCAUUUGGUUUAACAUCACAUUAUUUGAUGAUGUCUUAAACUUUUUGGAAAGUGGUAUCAUUUGUAGAAAAAUCUGGGUUUGGGUUCAAUGUUGUAAAAACUAUGAAUGCUAAGUCUUUUAUAUUUUUAUGAAAAAAGUAGUAGAAAAUUACUUUUGAAGAAAAUGGGCUUCUGUUUAACCUUGAAAUAAAUGUAUAUUGUGAGUUUAAGGAGCCUGUGAUUACUUGUAAGGUUUAUAGAACCAUCUGCUUUCAAUGAUUGUAAGUAUCAUUUCAAAGACUCCAUACACAAUGUAUCAUUUCACAGGUAAAUUUUAUAAAUUAAUAAUCUAAUACAUUUUACAAUAUUUGUAGUCUGUAAGGGUAAUUUAAUUUUGGCAGUUAAAGAAUUUGAAAGAGGAAAAACAUAUGCAUACAUAAAAUACUUACAGUUAAUAAAACUGUGGUCACAAGCUUAAGCUUUCUGUUAUCCCUUUGCCAUUUUAUUUAAUGCCUAUUAUGCAUUCCUUUUGAGGGUGGGGGCAUUUAGAGAAAUUGUAUUUUCAAAUUUUUACUAAUUACAACCAUUAAAAGUUGUAUCUGGAGUAUAACAGAUGUCCAGAACUAUUCUUUUCUAGUCCCAAAAAAAGAAUUGAUGGGAAAGAAGAGACUUACUUCCAGUUUCCCCAUCCUUUCUAUAAAAACAGGAAUCUGAAAAAUGAGUCCCCAGCAAAUGUGUUAUCUAUCAACCACAACUAUUUCAUAAGGCGCCACUAAGUCACAGGAUUCCAUUCCACAAACAUUUCGUAUGACUAUACAACGUGGCAAUUUUGUCUUAGAAUCCAGAUAUGCCAUUAGGCCUCAAGUUAGCACUGGAAAUGAUUUUUUUUAAAGUUCACAGAAGGUGGGCUUUAAAAUGGAUAACUUUUUUAGCAUGCUUGUUUUCAUAUAUUUAUUUAAUUUUAUUUUGCACUGAUUAUACUUUUACAGAACAGUUGAAAAAAUAGUACACGGUUUCCAGAUAUACCUCAACUAGCUUCCCCAAAUGUUAACAUAAAACCAUUGUACAAUGAUCAGAACUAAAAAAUUAGCACUUGGUGCAAUAUUAUCAGUUAAACCAAAACUUUGAGAUUCACCAGUUUUCCCACUAAUACUUUUUUUUUUUUUAAUCUCUUCUGGGAUGCAAUACAAGAAAAUCCUAUUGCAUUUAACUUAUUUUUCAUUAGUGUCCUGUAGUCUCUAACUGUUCAUCAGUUUUUCCUUGUCUUUUAUGUGCCUAUCACUUUCAAAGAAUAUUGAUCAGUUAUUUUCUCUAAUGUUCCUCAAUUUGGGUUUGCCUGAUGUUUUCUCAUUAUUGAACUGAGAUGAUGCUUUUUGGCAGAAAUCUCCAGAAAUGAAGUUGUGUCAUCAGUGCAUUGUAUCACAGGAUUCAUAAUGUUGCUAUGUCUUGU